CUUACGUCGGCCGUGCGUCAUCAGUCUGCGUCAAGGGCACGUUUGCUCCGUUCAGGGAGUGGUUCCCCUGUUGGCGCAGCAAUGAGUUGUGUCCGGGCGGCGGCGGCUUGUUGCCUGUGGCAGCUGCGCAUGGGCGCCCCGAGGUCCCUGUCAGCUUAUGGAAGAAGAAUCAGCGUCAGAUUUUGCAGUUCGGGAAUGACCUUAGACAGUAUCAAUCGGGCAGCCGUGGAUCGAAUAAUCCGGGUGGAUCAUGCAGGUGAAUAUGGAGCGAACCGCAUCUACGCAGGGCAGAUGGCCGUCCUGGGUCGGACGAGCGUCGGGCCAGUCAUUCAGAAAAUGUGGGAUCAAGAAAAGGACCACUUGAAAAAGUUCAAUGAGUUGAUGGUUGCAUUCAGGGUGCGGCCAACCAUUCUGAUGCCCUUUUGGAAUGUGGUGGGCUUUGCACUGGGUGCGGGAACUGCCCUGCUUGGGAAGGAGGGCGCAAUGGCCUGCACAGUUGCUGUGGAAGAGUCCAUAGCACACCACUACAACAACCAGAUCCGGAUGCUGAUGGAGGAGCCUGAAAAAUAUGAACAGCUUCUUCAGGUGAUAAGGAAAUUUCGGGAUGAAGAGCUUGAGCACCAUGACAUAGGCCUCGAACAUGACGCAGAACUGGCUCCAGCGUACGCAGUUCUGAAGAGCGUUAUCCAGGCUGGAUGCAGCGUGGCAAUAUAUUUAUCAGAAAGACUGUAAAGUAUGUCCACUUUUCCUUGUGUAUAAACGAUGAUAGUAAUUUAACAAGUGACAGUGGCAGAAAAGGAAACGUACAGUUACUGUUCUGUGAAUUUGUUAAUAAACUGCGAGAGGUUUUUUUGUUAAUAAAAUUCUCCAGUUUUGAUUUU
This is a messenger RNA of Balaenoptera acutorostrata (minke whale), 881 nucleotides long. It is a transcript of the gene COQ7, whose product is annotated as coenzyme Q7, hydroxylase. The record is from RefSeq and is a predicted model, not a curated record. Gene Ontology annotation, molecular function: 3-demethoxyubiquinol 3-hydroxylase activity. Gene Ontology annotation, cellular component: mitochondrial inner membrane; nucleus. Gene Ontology annotation, biological process: determination of adult lifespan; regulation of reactive oxygen species metabolic process; regulation of gene expression. NCBI's taxonomy places the organism in Eukaryota, Metazoa, Chordata, Mammalia, Artiodactyla, Balaenopteridae. The transcript is spliced from 6 exons. Bases 82 to 732 code for a protein of 216 amino acids.